AUGUACCGUGCGUUAGCUUUUAUUUGUACACUGAGUGUCUGUGUGAGCUAUGUGUUCGCCACUCAAUGUCCGGCAUGCUUUGGAGUGCAGGCUUGCCAUACCAACCAAACCGUUCCGAAAGUUACUUGCACAGCUGCUAUUGUGAAUCAAACAGUGAUCCAGUUGUCGACGUACUUCAAAAAUGUGAGCGAAUUUACGGCCACCUCCUCCAAGUAUAGUUGCGUUAAGGUGAGCUUUAAGCCGCAAGGCUCCGUGAAUGACACAUUUGCCGUACAAGGAUGCACGGCGGGUACUAAAAGCAUUUGCAAACAGCCGACGUACCAAUACAAUGGGAACCUCAGCUGUUACAGCGACUACGACAGUGGCGCUACGUUGCAUAAGCUCGCCCAAAAUCCGCUCAACAGUGCGCUGCUGAGUGUAGCUAUCAUCAUUGGUACGCUGAUGAUUUCCAGCUAA
This is a messenger RNA of Anopheles marshallii, 456 nucleotides long. RefSeq lists its product as uncharacterized. The record is from RefSeq and is a predicted model, not a curated record. Bases 1 to 456 code for a protein of 151 amino acids. Lineage: Eukaryota; Metazoa; Arthropoda; Insecta; Diptera; Culicidae. The transcript is spliced from 3 exons.